AUGCAGGAACAGUUGAUUUUGAUAACUAUUCUCGCGGUGGUCAAUGUUGCAUCGUGUGCUGGAAUUCAGCAAAGAAACGAUCCACCUUGCUUGGCAGAUGAUAACUUCUUCGCUGCCGGACCCGAGUGCUAUAGCUUUUAUUCCUGUCGCAAUGGCGAUUUAGAGCUCAUUGAAUGCCCAGCUGGUUUGCUGUGGAAUAAUGACAUUUCCAGAUGUGAUUCUGCAGAGAAUGUGCAAUGUGAGGAUGAAGGGACAACGGUCACAACAGAAGAACCACCUACAGAAGCUCCAACAGUACCUCCAACGACAUCACCUCCUUCCAAUACAUUCAUGCCAGAAGUGGACGGUGCAUUGCCAAUACUUUUUCCUGGAUCAGAAUGUCCACCAGAUAUAAUUGCGUUUCUGCUGCAUGGAACCGAUUGUCGACGAUUUUUCUACUGCUUGUAUGGUAUUCAAUAUGCACAGACAUGUCCGUUUUUGGAAACGUUUAAUUUUGUCGUUGGGCAUUGCGUACCCCGGGAGCAAUCGUUCUGUUUUCCAGGUAGCGAAUAUUAG
Molecule: messenger RNA, 555 nt
Organism: Anopheles marshallii
Lineage: Eukaryota; Metazoa; Arthropoda; Insecta; Diptera; Culicidae
Product: peritrophin-1-like
Exons: 3
Coding region: 1-555 (184 amino acids)
Cellular component (GO): extracellular region
Molecular function (GO): chitin binding
Source: RefSeq, a predicted model, not a curated record